UCUAAUGGUUGGGUAAGGGGCUGGGUUUGUGAUGUCAGGCUGGAGGAAACAGAUAAAACGUUUAGCGCGUUAGUUUGAUCUGAUGUGGAGAUGUGGAGAGCGCAUGCAGCAGGACUGAGCCUGGGAAUAUAGACACACACGGAGCGCAAGAGGACUCUCCGCACCAUCUCAAGGUGAUCCAAAGAGCCGUUUUCACUUGGACCAGCAUGCCAAAAAGACAAAUCUCCUUUCAGUGCCUCCACAUUCUUGGAUAUUGAUCCAUAUUUUGAGAAAAUAAACUCUUUUAAGCGGACUUUCACAGCUCCCUGGUAUCUGAAACACUCCACUGUUAGAAUAAAUCUCGACAGACUUUUUAUUUGUCCGUUUUGGCGGUUUAUUCGCAGAACGAAGCGUGACCGCGAGCAUUUGGACGCGACCCAUUGCGCGCCGGUGAAAGGUGGCAAUCUCAAAUAACCUUUAUCCAGCGUUACAUCUCUCCAAACAAUCUUACACUGUACAGACAGCAAGCUAUGUAAGUCUGCAACCAACCGCGGUAUUGUCGUUUUCAUUCGACCACAAUGAGGAUACAUCGUUGCGCGCGUAAAUGAACUACAAGUGAAUAACAAUUAGAUUUUUACGCAGUCAUUGCGCGCUAAAGAGGUAGUUUUGAGGAGAUCCCUGAAAAAACUCAAAAGCAAGGAGGAACCAUUUAAAGUAGAAAGUUUGCUGUCACUCACUCAUUAAUUCCGACAUCCAAUUACAUAAAUGGUAAAUUAAGUGAAAAACAGACUCUCCACCUUAAUGCACUGAGAAUUUCGACUUCCCUUGUCAUUAGCCUACAUUUAAAUUUUUAAAAUACAAUUAAGUAAAAUAAAAACUCAUUAACAUUAACCUAUUGUAAAUUAAACACAAUUUAUGCUAUAAUUAAUGAAAAAAAGGCACCCCCCAAAAUUUAAGCAAAUUAACUAUUAGCUCCCUUCCCAAGUGCAAUUCAAAACAAAACAAACAAACAGAUGCCCACGCGUUGAAAGACACAGCUUCACCUCAAUAAAAUGAUGUUUUUUAGACUACUGGUUAUUAUCCUUGCAGUAUUUCACACAUGGCCGCUAAACAGGGCUCAGCCAGAUCAUAUCCAGAAGUAUAAGCGGACACUGGCACAGAGAGCGGAUCGAGCGCUUGCUGGAGAACAGUGCGGCUCAAUCAGCCGCAAGCGGCCACCGCGCUCCGCGGCGCAGCAGUACCCUCUAGCGGGCGUCGCUGGACGGUACACUCGCUUGAUAGACUUGCACUUAAGGAAAAGUAAACCGGUGAGGUCGUGUUCAGGUGAGUGCGGCUCUAGUGGCAUAGAUGCGGUUGAAUUAACUAACUGGGAUAUUAAUGAGAAGGAGACAUUUGAUGAACCCCAAGAAGAGACUUUCAUAUGGAAGAAAGAAGGCAAACAGUUACAGAGGGCCACUGAUUCUGCCUCUAGAAAGUCCAUAUCAGAAGGACACCCUUUACAGACAGAACAGGGAGAUGAAUUGACAGUCAGCUUGUCCUCGCUAAGAAGGGUUGCAAGGAGCCUUGUGGAGUUCAACAAAGAAGAAGUCCCAAAAUAUACACAGCACACUCGUAUCCACCACACUGACUUCUUUACAGAAAAUGAAGAUUAUUCCGGGGAGCAAGAGGGGCUGCAGAGCACUGCUGGGGAGCUGUGGAGGGCAGAUGUACGCAAUUUGCCUGCAAAGUGGAUGACAGCCGUGUAUUUUGGCGGCCAGGCAGAGCAACUAAAGGGGAACCCUGCCUUUGGCAUAGACCUGCCCCGCUCCAGGUUCACUUUAGAGCUGUGGGUCAAGCCAGAGGGUGGCCAGAAUAAUCCUGCCAUCAUUGCAGGCGUAUUUGACAACUGCUCAUAUCCCUUGAGCGAAAAAGGUUGGUCUGUUGGGAUUCGAGCAGCAGACCCUACAGGAAGAAAAGACGGCAGGUUUUUCUUCUCCCUUCGCACAGAUCGGGCGCUCAAAUCCACCACUAUAAUCGCACACAGGCGCUACCAGCCCAACAGCUGGACUCAUGUGGUUGCCAGUUAUGACGGCCACAAGAUGGUGCUGUACGUAGACAACUCCAAGGUUGGCGAGAGCAGAGAACAGUCGGGUGACCUAUACAGCCCCUACAUCAAGGCCUGUCGCCUGUUUUUGCUUGGCGGGGACCAGUCAGAUCAUGAACACAGUUUCCGUGGACAUUUGGGAGGUGUAUCUCUAUGGGGUUAUGUGCGCACUCACGAAGAACUUCUUAAAGGUCACCAAUCCCAUGCAGAGAAACAAACACCCAUAUUGUCACAGUGGGCAGAUUUCUCUGAGAUUGAGAAUCAAUGGGCGCCCUACAAAGACCGUCACAACCCAGUCAUUGUGGCUCUUCCUGUUCCAGAGCGGCAACUUGUUUCUCCAUUUCUUCCGCCUCCAUGUGGCGUGACCGUGUGUGACAAUGCUGACUUCGUCCUCAGUUACAACCAGCACUGGCAACUGCGAGCAGAGAAGCGUCUACGCUACCGCAUCGUGAACAUCUGUAAGGAUGACGGCAGCGACCCUACGGUCUCUCUCCAGCAGAUCCAGCUCCAACACCAGGCCUUGGAAGAUGCCUUCCGUCCUUACAACAUCACCCUUGAGCUCAACAUUCACACCAUCUACAACUCUUCCCUCCAGCGGCGCUUCAUCCUCAGCAACUGCCACAUUGCCAAGGUGGGGAACCGCCACUGCGAUCCCGAGUGCGACCAUCCUCUUACAGGCCAUGAUGGGGGUGACUGCUUGCGCAUGGGGCCCUGCUACAACUGGAAGCGGAGGGAUGGAGUCUGCAACCCAGAGUGCAACAGCAUUCACUAUGAUUAUGAUGAUGGUGAUUGCUGUGACCCCGAGGUCACAGAUGUCGCAAAGACCUGCUUUGAUCCCGAGUCUUCUCAGAGGGCUUAUCUGAGCGUGAAGGAACUGAAGGAGCUGCUCCAGCUGAGCGGUUCAGAGACUCUCAACGUGUUCUUCGCUAAUAAUUCGGCACGCGAGGAGCUUGCUGGGGUUGCCACCUGGCCAUGGGCAAAAGAAGCUCUUACUCAUCAAGGCGGAAUGAUUCUUAACCCCUCCUACUUUGGUACCAAAGGACACAACAACACCAUGAUCCAUGAGAUGGGUCAUAUUUUGGGACUGUACCAUGUGUUUAAGGGUGUGAGUGAACGGGAGUCAUGCGAUGACCCCUGUCAAGAGACCACAGCAUCAAUGGAGACGGGAGAUCUGUGUGCUGAUACAGCACCAACACCAAAGUCUAAAGUUUGUCAUGACCCUGAUCCAGUCAAUGACACAUGUGGCCUUACCCACUACAAAAACACACCCUACAACAACUACAUGAGUUACACAGAUGAUGACUGUACAAACCAUUUUACACCCAAAGUAGCUCGGAUGCACUGCUAUAUUGAUUUGGUCUACAAAACCUGGGUCCAUGGCAGAAAGCCCACCCCCGUUCCUCUUGCACCAGUGGUGAUUGGUCAAGAUGCAGAUUCCGUCACCAUUCAUUGGCUGAACCCAAUCAGUGGGCCACUUGCCCAAAGGGAAGGUGACAUGAGCUGUCAUCUCUGUGAUGAGAAUGGAGCACUUCAUCAGUAUGCCCAUGAGGCCACUUCUCCUCAUGCCUGUGAUUCCACUGGAUACUGGACACCAGAAGAAACAGUGGGGGCUCCUGAUGUGUACCAGCCAUGUGAGCCCAGCAUGCAAGCCUGGAGUCCUGAAGUUAACCUGUAUGAGCCCAACAUGACUACGCCAUGCCCCCAGAUCGAGGGAUGUGUGUUGGAAUUGCACUUCCUUCACCCGGUUGUCCCUGACACUUUGACUGUAUGGAUCACUUACACCUCAGCCAAUCAAAAGGCAAUUGCUAAUAUUGUGCUCAUAACUGAGAAUGGCGAGAUGCUCCACACAGGUCCUCAGCAUGCUUUCUGUGACAUUCCUUUGACCCUUCAUUUUCAUACUAGUAAGAAGGUCAAGGCCAUUAAAAUCUCCACCUUUGAUAAGAAGCUGGAGAUCGAUGCUGUUUUGCUGACCUCACGGCCCCAAAAUCCUCUCUGCUCUGGCUGCCGCUCCCUUCUCUACAGAGUGCUUAGAGAACCACCAAUCAGAGACGACCAGAGUCCCGUCAUCGUCAAAAAGCCCACAUACACUGACAGUGAUGUGCAGAGGGACGUUCAGUACCUGUACAGGAUCCAGGUGGAAUCAGACGGUUUGUUCAGUGAACUUUCCCCAGGCCUGGUUUACACUCAUGGAGAACAUUUCUGUGGUGAUGGCACACUACAGGGGACUGAGGCUUGUGAUGACGGGAAUCUCUUAGAUGGAGACGGCUGCUCAAAAAAAUGCCAAGUUGAACCAGGUUUCAAGUGUCAUGGUCGGCCGAGCCUGUGCUAUGUUUUUGAAGGGGACGGAGUGUGUGAGGAGUUCGAAAGACGUUCCAGCGUCCAGGACUGUGGCUUUUUCACUCCCCAGGGGUACGCUGACCAGUGGGCGUCCACCGCCUCGGGCUCACAUCAGGAUGAGAGCUGCCCUGCCUCAAAGGUCACUGGGGAGCCUGUGCUCACUCAGAUGUGCAAGUCGCAGUAUUUUGACAUUAAUGAAGUAAUGGCUCAUGACGCCUGGAGCCCCUGUACUGCCCAUUUGAAUGGUUACUAUACUCAGGAUCAGCCUGUCUGGCUAAAGGUAGGAUUUGAGCGACCGGGUAUAGCAGCCUCUGUUAUUAUCUACCUUGCUUAUGAUGGUAGUUGGCAAUAUGAAAAUUGCAAGAAAACAGUGACCAUUGAACUGUGUGACACCACCGGAAAAAAACACAAUCUUGGUUCGUAUGAGCUGUCGUGUCAGUAUAACCCCCUAGUGGUGAAUGUGACUCAUAACCUGAGUGUGCCCUUCUACCAGACCUCAGCAGUGCAGCUCAACUUCUCCUCCUCUCAAGUGGCGGUGUUGGCAGUUGCAUUGCGUACAUCUUGUCACUUCAGCGCCUUUGCCCUGACCGGAUGUGUGCGUAGGCUGUGCAGUACUGAGUCAUGCAGUCCUCUAAACAUUGAACAUGCUUCAGUCCGCUGUACUCCAGUCUCAGACUCCAAACACUGCUCUGUUUCUUGUCAUCGUGGCUAUAUUCUCACCAUCCUCCAUGGCCAGGGCCUUCCUUCUCAUCAAACGGAACUAGAGCUGAUUUGUGUGCAUGGAGCGUGGGACCGUGUAGUGAGCUGUCAGCCAGUGGACUGCGGCCCACCUCCUCAGUCUCACGUCUACUUUGCCUCCUUCUCGUGUCCCUGGGGCACCACAUUCGGCAAGCAGUGCACCUUUUCCUGUAACGCCCCGGCGAUCCUGCAAGGUGAAAGUGACACAUUGGUUUGUCUUGAGGAUGGACUAUGGUCAUAUCCAGAGGCUUACUGCAAGAUUGAGUGUCCGGAUCCACCUCCUGUACCCAAUGCCACACUGCUAGUUCCUCAGUGUCAUGGAGGCAGGCAUGACGUGGGCACUGUGUGCCGCUACAAAUGCAACCCAGGAUAUUACGUCACUGGCACGCUCAACAAAAAGCCAAGAAAGAAGUUUCUGAGGUUGGAGUGUUUGGAGGGUGGGAUGUGGCAAGAGGGCAGCUGUUCACCUGUCACAUGCUCUCCUCUCCCGCUGAUGUUUGAGGGCAUGUACACCUGCACCAACAAUUUGGAUUUUGAUAGUAUCUGCACCCUACGGUGUCCCGAUCCAACAGAAAGGUCCAGCAUUCGAUGCACCAAAGAUGGCAAAUGGACUGAGGACUUUACUAUGUGUAAGAAGAUAGAUGGACCGUGCCAGCCUCCUCUUGACCUUAACCUAGUGGAAUACAGCUGUGAGGAGGGCUUUGACGUGGGUGCAGUCUGUUACCCAACCUGCAUUGUGGCCUUGAGUGACCCUGUGGUGUUAGCCAAUGGCUCCAGCGCUGAUACAGUAGAGCACUGGAUGCUUCCCAGCAAGGUUCAGAGUAUUGUCUGUACUGGCAUGUUGAAGUGGCAUCCAAAUCCAGCACAGAUCCACUGCAUUCAGUCCUGUGAGCCAUUUGGAGGAGAUGGUUGGUGCGACACUAUUAACAACCGAGCGUACUGCCAGUAUGACGGGGGAGACUGCUGUCCAUCCACUCUCUCUUCUAGAAAGGUCAUUCAAUUCGGGGUGGACUGCGAUCACGAUGAGUGCACUUGCCGUGACCCCGAAGCCGAAGAGAACAAGGGCACAGCCAAGGGAAAGGAGCCAGGAGCGCUGUGAAUGAUAGCGAAGCGGAGAGCGUGGACAGCUCUCAGAUUGGCUUGAAAAGAAAAUGUCAAACAAUAACCUGAAUGUUUCUCACUCCACAUGAGAGCGAGGCUGAUCAAAGGCAGUAAUUCAAACCAUAGAAGUGCAUAAAAACAAUCCUCUUCAACACUAAUCUAUGAAAUAAUACCUAAUAUAUUUUCAAGAUCUCUAACAUAGAUGUAGAUGUAGAUAUGACCCAUAUUUUAGCCCACAAGCAUUUACGUACACCAUCACACACACACACACACACACACACAGAAAUGUUUCAAGUGUAGCUGAUUUUUAUGAAUAUUUUAUACAAUUAACUCUUGCUUGUUGUGAGCCACAUUCUCAAUAUUAUUUCCACCUAUAUGUCAUUAAUACAGGUAUAUAAACAAUUGCUUAUCUCAGACUGUCAGUUCAAGAUUUCAAGAUUUUUUUUCUUCUCCUUAUCCUUAUUUUAUACCCUCUACGUGUACAUGCAAAACCUGUGAAAUGCAUGUGUGCUUUGGGAAAAGAGAUCAUUUAUAGCGAUUGUAAUGGAAAUAUAUGAUACUAUUUUUGUAUGCUCUUCUGUCUGUUAAAGUGUAGGAUCACUGUCAUAUCAAUAAAGUAUAAAUACA
This is a messenger RNA of Cyprinus carpio (common carp), 6865 nucleotides long. RefSeq names its product pappalysin-2-like. The record is from RefSeq and is a predicted model, not a curated record. NCBI's taxonomy places the organism in Eukaryota, Metazoa, Chordata, Actinopteri, Cypriniformes, Cyprinidae. Gene Ontology annotation, molecular function: metallopeptidase activity.